AUGUCUCCAUCUCAAGCGGGUGUCUACACGGUCUCUGCUAUUCUCAUCUGUGCUUCUGCUUUUGCGGUGGCUCUAAGAUUUCGUGCUCGACUGCUUAAGCACGUGUCAUUCGAAAGCGAUGACUACCUCGCAGCAUUCUCAAUGCUUUUUGUAUGGGCGCUCGCCAUCGUCUUGAUCAUCGGAGCUGCGAGAGGCAGUUUAGGUACACAUACAAAGCUCAAUCCGCAAACUGGUGGAGUUAUUCCAACAUGGCAUGAGAUUGAUACGUCCAAACUUGCCGGUAUCUCUCAACUUUUGAUCAUUCCAGCUCUCGGUGCGCUUAAAUUGAGCGUUGUUAUGCUCUAUCGCCGAAUAUUUGUCGGUAAAACUUUCAACACAAUCUCUAUUAUCGUUUGCAUUGUAAUCGUAGCAUGGACGAUAUCCUUUUUCUUCGCUACUGUGUUCGAAUGCGGACGAGAUUUAGGAUUACUUUGGCACAGUCUAAAGACCUUCAAAAUGGAUUGUGGAAAAUAUAAAUACAUUCAGCUUGGCCACGCCGCAUCGGAUGUCGCAACUGACUUAAUUGUCCUUGCACUUCCUUUGCCCGUGAUUUGGAAUCUUCAUAUGACCAAGGAGAGAAAAAUCGGUCUAUCGUUGAUUUUCUUGCUGGGUCUACUGUCAACAGCAGCUGGCACCGCUCGUCUUGUUAUUGUGGCGGAAGAUAUUUACGGCGUCGAAACAAACGCCAUGGUAUGGUCAUAUGUUGAAGUAGGUGUGGGUGUCGUGGCAGCUUGUCUGCCAACUCUAAGACCAAUCUUCGGAAGCCGAACUCCAGAGAGUUUAGUGAACAGUGUGCGGUCGGCCGUAACCCUCAAUUCUUUGACUUCCUCAAGAAGGCGGGCUUUUGCCAACGAGUCUGGCAUUGACGGAACUGCUUCAGAACUUAAAGAUUAUGAAAGGCUUACCCGUGAACGGUCCAAUCACGAAGCUGCUUCUACGAGAACUGAAGAGCCUUGA
Messenger RNA from Sclerotinia sclerotiorum 1980 UF-70, 996 nucleotides. RefSeq lists its product as hypothetical. The record is from RefSeq and is a predicted model, not a curated record. The transcript has 6 exons. Bases 1 to 996 code for a protein of 331 amino acids. NCBI's taxonomy places the organism in Eukaryota, Fungi, Ascomycota, Leotiomycetes, Helotiales, Sclerotiniaceae.